This is a messenger RNA of Phialemonium atrogriseum, 729 nucleotides long. Its product is annotated as putative pheromone precursor protein 1 protein. NCBI's taxonomy places the organism in Eukaryota, Fungi, Ascomycota, Sordariomycetes, Cephalothecales, Cephalothecaceae. The record is from RefSeq and is a predicted model, not a curated record. Bases 1 to 729 code for a protein of 242 amino acids. The transcript has a single exon.
AUGAAGUUCUCCAUCCCUCUCGCCAUUUUUGUGGUCGCGGCAUCCGUUGAAGCCGCCGCUAUUGCCAACCCAGAGCCCGAACCGUGGUGCCUCAUCAAGGGCCAGUCCUGCUGGAAGCCCAAGCGUUCCGCCGAGGCCGAACCAUGGUGUCUCAUCAAGGGCCAGUCCUGCUGGAAGGUGAAGCGGGCCGCCGAGGCCUUCGCCGAGGCCCUCCGUCCCACCGAGGGCACCGUUCACGCCCGCGAGGCCGAGAUCUCCAAUCAGCCCGGCAACGCCGCCUUCAUGGCCAAGCGCCAGGUCGACGAGCUCGCCCUCGUCCUCGCCGCCGCCUCGGAGGACCCCGAGGGCUUCUACAGCGCCCUGGGUCUCUCGGACGGUUUCCCCGCCGACACCGCCACGGGCGCUGAGAAGCGCGAGCCUGUCGACCACGAGGCCGACAAGCGCUGGUGUCUCAUCAAGGGCCAGUCGUGUUGGAAGGCCAAGCGCGCGGCCGAGGCCGUCGUCAGCGCCAUCGAGACCGUCCACGACCCGCGCAGCACCCCCUUCGACCCCCUCGCCCGCUCCAAGCGCGAGGCCGAGCCCUGGUGCCUCAUCAAGGGCCAGUCCUGCUGGAAGCGUGACGCCAGCGCCGAGGCCGCCUGCAAUGCCCCCAACGGCGCCUGCACCAAGGCCAAGCGCGACCUCCACGCCAUCUACAACGUUGCCCGCAGCAUCCUGGAUGAGGAAUAG